Messenger RNA from Eubalaena glacialis (North Atlantic right whale), 789 nucleotides. RefSeq names its product LEM domain containing 1 (gene LEMD1). The record is from RefSeq and is a predicted model, not a curated record. Lineage: Eukaryota; Metazoa; Chordata; Mammalia; Artiodactyla; Balaenidae. Bases 1 to 789 code for a protein of 262 amino acids. The transcript has 8 exons.
AUGGUGUUCACCCUGAAGGUGGCUGCUGUGUCCAGCAGGGCUGAGCGGUCUAGGACGAGUCACUUCCCUGGCCACAUUUUGGGGAGCACCCUGCAGGCGGCGCUCUCCCAUCAUUUCCGCGUCAGCAGAGUUGGGGCUGCGGCAAUCCGCAGCCUGGCGGCCGGCUGCCCUCGCUGGGUGACAGAUGACAGGAUGAGGAGAUUCCACUGUCAGAAAAGAGACCAAACUUUUAUCACCAUAGUGGAUGUGAAGUGUCUGAGUGACGAUGAAUUACAGAACGAACUUGACAAGCUUGGAUUUUCACCUGGCCCAAUACUACCUUCCACCAGAAAAGUGUAUGAAAAGAAGUUAGUGCAAUUGUUGGUCUCAACUCCCUGUGCAUCACCCGAGAUGAACAGACCCAGAGAACUGGACAGAGCUCAGGACUAUGAUGACAGUGAAGAGCUUAAUGUCACUAUCAUUUUGAAAGGAAAUAUCAUCUUCUCAUCAGAAAAAAACAAGGGACCCAAAAAAAGACCCAAGGCUUCCACCAGUAAACCAAAAGCCCUAGAAGGCUUCUGCCUGGAUUCUAAGCGUUCUGAGGGAAGAAGGUGUGCUGCGGGAGCAUCAAACAUCAGAUUCAAAUCAUGGAAUAACAUCAGAGAGAACGCGUGCUGCAUAGUGAACAGGAGAGCUGGGAGCAGGAAUAUAGAAACGUUUCCAGUAGGCUUGAAACUUGCUGUGUUUGGCAUCUUCAUCAUUGUGAUAUUUGUCUACAUAACUGUGGAAAGGAAGCCACUCUUUGUUUAA